GCUGUCCGUUUAAAUCCCGCCAAUCAGCUGGAACGUGUGUAACACGCUUCCGUUUCCGAGGAGACGGAAGCGUGUCUUCCUGUUUGGCAGAAGGAGGAAGCAGGAUGUGUGAAAUCUCACAUGUGCUUGUUGUUAUGGGUGACAUGCAGUAAUACUUCUAUAGUGGUGUGUCCAUGCCUGUCAGAGCCAGCAUCUUCUUCCUCUUCUGUUUAGUUUGGAUAACUAUGGCCCAGCUCUUGGCGCAAGAAGAAAAAGAAAAAACUACUGCACUGAAAGAUUUGCUCUCCAGGAUAGAUUUAGACGAGCUGAUGAAAAAAGACGAACCUCCGCUGAACUUUCCUGAAACUCUGGACGAGUUUGAAUAUGCCUUCAAUGAGAAUGGUCAGUUGAGACACACACAAACAGGGGAGCCAUUUGUCUUCAACUAUAAAGAGGACCUGCAUAGAUGGAACCAGAAAAGAUAUGAAGCGCUGGGAGAGAUCAUUACAAAGUAUGUUUAUGAACGCUUGGAGAACGACUGCAACCUGAAGAAGGAGAUCCUUCCCGUUGAUGCAACUGAGGAUGAACCGAAAAGCUUUAUUUACAUGAGCGAGGAUGCCCUCACUAACCCACAGAAGAUCAUGGUUCUCAUCCAGGGCAGUGGUGUGGUCAGGGCAGGCCAGUGGGCUCGACGCCUCAUCAUUAAUGAAGACCUCAACAGUGGGACGCAGAUACCCUUCAUUAACCGUGCCAAAGAGGAGGGCUAUGGGGUGAUUGUGCUGAACCCCAACGAGAACUCUCUGGAGGUGGAGAAGGUUCCGGAUCCAGCCAAGAAACCGUCCCCGGAUGCCUCUGAUGAGCCGGCUGAAAAGAGAGAGAGGAAGGAAGAGCGGGAGAACAAGAAAAAGAAGGACUUUUAUGAGAAGUAUCGCAACCCACAGAAGGAAAAAGAGAUGGAGCACGUCCCGAUACGAGAAAACAGCACUCCUGAGGAGCACACACUCUAUGUGUGGGACCACUUCAUCUCUAAAUCACUUGCGAAAAACAUCUUCAUCGUGGCACACAGCUAUGGCGGCUUGUCAUUCGUGAAUCUGAUGAUUCAGCGAGAAGCAGAAGUGAAGAAUCAUGUUCGUGCGGUGGCCAUGACUGACUCUGUCCAUAACGUCUGGCACCAGGAGGCCAACAAGUCCAUUCGGGACUGGCUCAGAGAGCACUGCUGUAACUGGGUGUCGAGUCCUGAGCCUCUGGAUACUCUAGUGGACCCCAUGCUUAACGAUUGCCCUCGUGUUUCAGCAGGUACGGAUAAGCAUGAGUUAACGUCAUGGAAGAGCUUCCACUCCAUCUUUAAGUUCUUCAGCGAUGCCCUUAAGGACCACGAGGAUGAGUCCUCCUCCAGCUCGGUCACCACACGCAGCUCCCACCGCAUAAAAAACGAAGACUUAUAGAGGGCUCACAGAUCCCAACCCAGAGCCCACUUUUGUCCCCUAUUAGUUCUUUUUCUCCUCUGUUCUUUUUAUGAAAAAUAUUCCUCCUUGAAGCCCUCCUCCCAGUGAAUUGUACGACUCUGAGGAGUGCAGGGUCAGCCUGUAUACAUCAGAAUAGCGUUUUGCAUUACUUCUGGAUGAGUGCAACUGUCAAAGCAAUAUGGCUUCACUGCUUGUGCCUCCUGUGGGCCGCUGUGUGGAUUUGGUGGUGGCCCAUCGGUGGCCAGAUUAAGGCUGACAGGCGGCGCCGCACACCGCCUCUUGAUGCACCUCUAAUUAUCCUGACAUUGUCCUGAACUGAGCUAAUGCCUGGGAAGCACCUGCACACACACACACACACACACACACACACACAAAAGUCUGGUGGGUCCUAGUGCCUGCCUUCAGUGUCUUUGUAUCUCUCAUUGGUUUCCCCCCGUUGUUUCAUUGUUUCUUUCCAGUGUCUCAGUCGCAUUUAAAGAACUUGUGUGCUUAGGAACUUUGUGUGUCAGAUGCUAAAGGCUUACGGGUUGUUUGUUUCAUUCGCACAACACUUUAACUGGAGAAAAAAAAGCAACUUGCAGAAUCAAACAUCCAAUCAACGGCUAUCUCCAGACUAGAUUUAGAAUGAACACAAUGAAGUAAGCCAUUGACAGCGUGGCAGAUUGAAUGAAUCCUUCCGUUUUCAAAUCUCUUAAAACCUUGUGCGAGUUUGAGUUUUGGGAAUAUCUCCCUUUGACAGAGCAGAUAUGUCAGUCUUGGAAUAUCUUUGUAUGUGUCAGGAUCAGGACGAUUUGAUGUUAUCCAGAGUAUAAAAGCCAUUCCUUAAGAUGUUUGCAAAUGUAACCUGCCCUUUUUGCCAAGUCCGUGACUGUUUGGACUGUUUUAACACAUCAUUGUCAUCCUCUGCUAAAGCUAAAGCAUGUUAUGUUUCUGUCUCAGCAAAGAGGCAUUGUCUCCUGGACAAUUUGGCGUUAGCGGAGGCUUAGAUAUGUCAUUCAGGCAUGUCAACAGAUCACUCUGCUUUCGCUUAAAAAUUGAUCUCACGGUAAAAGGCUGUUUUGCCCUCAUCACCUUUUAGAAGUAUCAUUGCUAUCCCGUAUUGCUGAAGGAAAUCUGUCAAUAGAUGUAGUGUUUUAUGCAUAUCUCAUCUUUAUAUAUAUAUAUAUAUAUAUAUAUAUAUAUAUAUAUAUAUAUAUAUAUAUAUAUAUAUAUAUAUAUAUAUAUAUAUCAAAAACAGAAAUGUGACUAUGGCUGACAAAAUGCAAGACCCUGUUCAGAGUCUUUUGUGUUUAAACUGUUUUUACAAUGAAUUAAACUUUUAACAUUCCUGCAAAUAUUCAUUAGAACGCCAACGAUCAGCUGCAAGUUGCUUAAUACUGUCUAUUUAAAACCGUUCAACUCAGAUCCCAAAAUUGUUGCCUUAGGAAUAAACACACAACGUCCAUCUUUAUUUGAUUUUCCAAAACCGACAAGCCAUAUGUGAAUAUUUCACUCGCGUUUAAUACAGCCUUAAACCAAAUCGAAAACUUAAUUGAUUUGUAAAUAAGGACUCAUUUUAACAAUUAAUAUUUUAAUCGAAGACGUUCUACGUUUUACUGAAACAUCCCAGUCUGAAAGGAUAGAAGUGUGGGGUGUUUUCUGCCUUUUUUUAUCCGCUUUGGAGGGUUCAUUAAAUGAAGACGUGAUCAGAUAUUUUAUCUUUGAUUUCACUUAUCAUAAAUCGUUUGAAUAUGUUAGUCUUUCGUCUUUGAAUUAAUGGCGGUUUGUGCCCUGAUUAAUCGUCCGGUUUGUUUUCAUAUCAUGCGAGUGUAAUAACGAUCUCCAUGCUGUAAUUAAAUAAAGUUCUUUAUUUACAAAAACAAA
Molecule: messenger RNA, 3308 nt
Organism: Puntigrus tetrazona (Sumatra barb)
Lineage: Eukaryota; Metazoa; Chordata; Actinopteri; Cypriniformes; Cyprinidae
Gene: arb2a
Product: family with sequence similarity 172 member A
Exons: 11
Coding region: 174-1424 (416 amino acids)
Biological process (GO): regulatory ncRNA-mediated heterochromatin formation
Cellular component (GO): nucleus
Molecular function (GO): siRNA binding
Source: RefSeq, a predicted model, not a curated record